Purpureocillium takamizusanense is the source of this 438-nucleotide messenger RNA. RefSeq lists its product as uncharacterized. NCBI's taxonomy places the organism in Eukaryota, Fungi, Ascomycota, Sordariomycetes, Hypocreales, Ophiocordycipitaceae. Gene Ontology annotation, biological process: proteasome assembly. The record is from RefSeq and is a predicted model, not a curated record. Bases 1 to 438 code for a protein of 145 amino acids. The transcript has 2 exons.
AUGGAAUUUGCCGCAGGCGGCGCCGAAGGGCAGACCGCUGAGCUGUCCAUCCCACUACCUAAAUCACUAGACACGCGCAUCUACAUUCGCCUCUCCACGCAGGCCAAGGCCAUCAUGCUCUCCCUCACAACGGCGUCUCAGGACGAGCUCGCCGCCCCCAAGUCCAUGGGCUCAUUCGUCUACGGCAUACCUGAUCGAUUCAACGCCCAGCAGCCGCUCGCCACGACCCUCUUCUCCCAUGAGCCGACCGUGGAAUUUACCACGCGCCUGGCAAGACUUCUUGCUCGCAGAGCUAAUCUGCCUGUUUACGUCACCAACUCGAUGAGCUUUGCCAACGCUGGGAUGGGGGGCACCGUCGAAGAGGAGAUGGAGGCCCUCAAGGGCAUCGUCGAGGUCGUUCUGACCCGCCUUCGAGAUGCCGGAAUGGUCUCGAAAUAG